Molecule: messenger RNA, 1263 nt
Organism: Dioszegia hungarica
Lineage: Eukaryota; Fungi; Basidiomycota; Tremellomycetes; Tremellales; Bulleribasidiaceae
Exons: 2
Coding region: 1-1263 (420 amino acids)
Source: RefSeq, a predicted model, not a curated record
AUGUCUGCCCCUAUCCCCUCCUUCCCUUGCUCGCCUUCCUCCUCUUCAUCGAAUCAGCGCCGGACACUGCACUCCAGCGGCUCACCUUCAAAAGCCUCGUCCUCUUCCUCCUCUUCGCGCUUGCGCACAUACCUGCCAGACCGGACAUCACGAUCGCCAGACCCAGACGACCGGAUGAAUCGGUCUCCACGGUUUCCCGAGCCGGUCCAAUUCGAUCCCACACUGGCCAUACCCGACUACGCUCAUCAUGCUUCGGCCUACAUCCCUUCAGAUACGGCUCAUCCUCUAUCGAAACCCCCACUCCAGAAAAGAUCGAGCAGCCUCUCUGUUCCCCGUAAUAUCCCGUCCCGCCCACUCAGCCGAGACGGUGCGGCCAUACCCAAACCUCUCGUCCGUCUCAUCCUGAUCUUGGUAACAAUGGCUGCCGGUGCGUUACUUCUCGUGCGGACGACCGCCCCGCGGAUACCUCUUUUCCGCGUCAACGUGCGGAGGGAGUUCAAGGAGGCAGGUGGAUAUGAGCCACCUCAGGUUGGAUCUACCCGCAUGCUGCAGAAAGCUAGCGCGCCCCGUUCCGCGCGCACACCCCUCACCUUUGUCCCUCAUCCCAUUCCCUUCUCGCACGAGCUCCUCGCGCUCCAAUCCUACCUCCUUCAAUCCUCCCAUAACGCACUGCCUCCCAACAUCAACCCCUCCAAACCCCUCGACGGCAACGCCAUCCUCUCCAUCUCACCCGCCAAGCUCGGCCGCCCCGGAUCCGCCAACGAAGCGGCCUGGCUGCGGGAGCUCGAGCACGAGCGGGAAGAGGACAUUGUCAUCUGGGCACCGGCCGCCUCGGGCGUCGAGGUCGAGGGCAUGUACGAGGUCCUCGGCAAGCUUCAUCAUAAUGCCAAGUCGCCAUCCCUCAUCCAGCUGCAGGACCGGUCAGACGGGGAGGUUCUGGAGAAGAUCAUGACGAGGCUAGGGGUGGAGGUGAAGAAGCCGCUCAUGAUGCUGGGGAACAAAAGGGUGGUGGGCGGAUUGACAGAGCUGAAGCGGAUGAUGAAGGCAGGCGAGCUCGAGACGGAGCUGGAACGGAUAGGGUGGCUGGAUGCGAAGAAGGUCAAGGAGAUGAAGGAGAAGGUGUACGAGGUGGUCAAGCCAUUCGCGGUAAAAGGGGAUAAGGGUGAGGCGGCGGCUGAGGGCAAGCCGGGUGCUGAUGCCGAGGCGGUUGAGGAAGACGGUGGAGACGGGCCACGUAUAAUGAACGCUGCGUUUAAGCAAUAA